This is a messenger RNA of Helianthus annuus (common sunflower), 867 nucleotides long. RefSeq lists its product as uncharacterized. The record is from RefSeq and is a predicted model, not a curated record. The transcript has 2 exons. Gene Ontology annotation, molecular function: nucleic acid binding; zinc ion binding. NCBI's taxonomy places the organism in Eukaryota, Viridiplantae, Streptophyta, Magnoliopsida, Asterales, Asteraceae. Bases 1 to 867 code for a protein of 288 amino acids.
AUGGAAACUGUGAUUGACAUCAGUGGAUGUGCUAAGGAAGACAUCGUCAAGUUUGUAUCUAUGUCUUUCAAGGGCGACGCCCUAACAUGGUGGAAAGCCUUGGUGCAAUCCACUGGAAAGGUUACUCUGUAUAACCUUUCAUGGGAUAAAUUUGUUGAACUUGUGAAGGACACUUACUGUCCUCAACAUGAAGUUGAAAGAAUAGAGGCUGACUUCCUCAUGCUGGUGAUGAAGGAUUUGGAUUGCAGGUCUUAUGUGACCAGUUUUAACUCAAUGUCAAGACUUAUGCCGUAUUUGGUCACCCCAGAACCCAAACACAUUGCGCGUUUUAUCGGUGGUUUAACCCCAGAGGUUAAAGAAAAUGUCAAGGCUUCUAAGCCUGCUACUUAUAGAUCUGAUGUAGAUCUAUCUUUGUCACUUACUCUCGAUGUUGUAAGGAGUAGGGCAAAGAAAACCACCGAUGAAGGGAAAAGAAAGAGGGAGGAAGACCAAUCCCAUCAUUCGAACAAAAAGAAGAAAGGGAACUCUGGUUCCAAGAAAGGGCAGUCAUGUGACAAGCCCAGAUGUAAGACAUGUAACAAGAGGCACCUUGGAAAGUGCAACCAGGAUCCACAAGCUAAACCUUGUGGAAUCAGCAAGAAGAAAGGGCACAAGACUGUAGAGUGCCGAAACAUCAAGGAUGCGACCUCCUACGGUUGCAACGAAAACGGGCACAUCAAGACUAAUUGCCCUAAAAUCUCCAAAAAGCCUGAUGAGGCAAAGAAAACCAAUGCAAGGGUCUUUCAGAUGAACGCUAGGGAGGCGGUGAAUGACGAGAAUGUUAUAACAGGUAACGAUCAAGAAUCGUUAUCCAUUACACAGGAUUGA